Diorhabda sublineata is the source of this 3061-nucleotide messenger RNA. It is a transcript of the gene PIP4K, whose product is annotated as phosphatidylinositol 5-phosphate 4-kinase type-2 alpha. Gene Ontology annotation, molecular function: phosphatidylinositol kinase activity. The record is from RefSeq and is a predicted model, not a curated record. The transcript is spliced from 9 exons. Bases 226 to 1581 code for a protein of 451 amino acids. Lineage: Eukaryota; Metazoa; Arthropoda; Insecta; Coleoptera; Chrysomelidae. Gene Ontology annotation, biological process: phosphatidylinositol metabolic process.
AAACAACACUGCAGGGAAGUAAUCAAUGAAGGUGUGUGUCGAAGUUAGAAUAACUAAUUUAUUCGGAAUAGGAAUGAUUUUUGUAAAAAAAUAUUCGACUAGGUACUGUUCGGAUAAUUAAAUCGUUAUCAAAUAUAUUAAUUAUCGUAUCAUUGAUGUUUUACCAAUGAUGUUUAUCUAGUCGCAAAAGCUGAAUUGGUGGUUAUAAAAAAAUUGACUGUCAAAAUGAGUAGUAGCCAGGGUCUUUCGAAGUUAAAAAAGAAACAUUUUCGAGUGAAACAUCAAAAAGUAAAGCUCUUCAGAGCCAAUGAACCAUUCCUGUCUGUAUUUAUGUGGGGUAUCAAUCAUACAAUUAAUGAACUAAUGCACGUUACCAUACCGGUAAUGUUAUUACCGGACGAUUUUAGAGCCUACUCGAAAAUUAAAAUUGACAAUCAUCUAUUUAAUAAGGAAAACAUGCCCUCCCAUUUCAAAGUUAAGGAAUACUGUCCUAUGGUAUUUAGAAACAUCAGAGAAAGAUUUGGAAUUGAUGAUCUUGAUUAUAAAGAAUCGUUAACAAGAUCUCAACCUUUACCAGACGAUUCUUCUGGUAAAAGUGGAGCGAAGUUUUAUUUGAGUUAUGAUAAGAUUUUUAUAAUUAAAACUCUCACUUCUGAAGAAGUAGAACGGAUGCAUUCGUUCUUGAAAACGUACCAUCCGUACAUUGUGGAAAGGCACGGAAAAACUCUUCUUCCCCAGUAUCUGGGAAUGUAUCGCCUAACAGUAGAUAACGUCGAACAUUACAUAGUAGUAAGUAGGAACGUGUUUUCGAAUCACCUCAGCACGCACAGGAAGUUCGAUUUAAAAGGAUCAACGGUCGAUAGAGAAGCGUCAGAGAAGGAAAGAGAAAAGGAAUUGCCGACGUUAAAGGACAACGAUUUCGUCAAUGAACAAAUGAAGGUGACAAUAGGCGAAGAAGCAAAGGCAAAAUUAAUGGAAACGCUCACAGCAGAUGUUGAUUUUCUUACCAAAUUGCACUUAAUGGACUAUAGUUUACUCUUAGGUAUACACGAAGUGGAAAGGGGUGAGCAAGAACUUCAAAGACAACGUGAACUGGAAGCUGAAAAUCCUCAAGAAUCUGAUGAAAGCGAAAGCGGUUCCGGUUUAGAAAAUCGGACGAUGGGAAUUACGACCCCACCCGAUUCUCCAAAUGCUUUCGGGCAUUACCUCCAUCGCGAACACAGUCUCCAAUACGAAGGUAAAUUUAAUAAAAUUUACCAGUAUUUAGACUUAGUGACAGGUUCGUUCAAAUUUUUCAAAGUAUAUCCACACCUCAAACCGAAACUUAAACGCAUAAGGCUACAAGGUGGAAUCAUACCAGAAUUGGACAUAUACGCAAUUCCUUCAUCGGAAGUAGCGCCAGUCAAAGAAAUUUAUUUCAUAGCGAUAAUCGACGUUCUAACCCACUACGGCGUCAAAAAACAAGCGGCGAAAGCGGCUAAGACCGUGAAAUAUGGAUCGAACGUCGACGGAAUUAGUACCUGUGAUCCGGAACAGUACGCCAGAAGGUUUAUUGAUUUCAUGUCGAAGGCCAUUGAGUAAAAAUCGCAAUUUGCGCUAGUUUUUAUUUUUGAUUUUAUAUGUAACCUCAUGGAUUGGUGGGAUAAAUCUUAAUCUACAUUAUUAAAUAUAAUUUUUCAUCAUGAUAUAAAUGUGAAAUUGUUAUAUUCGGAAGCGUAAGACAAACAGUAUCGAGAAAAGUGAUUUUUUUCAUAGAAAAUUAUUCGUGCUACGUUAUACCAAAAAUCAUAUUAUUUCUUCAAUUUCUUAUUUCUUAGACCUUUUGAUAUCUUUAUGUUCCUAAAUGGUCUUGAUUUUAGGUCUUUUCUAUUUGAUAAUUAUUUUUUUCAAUAAUUUUUUAAAGACAUAAAAAUUGAUGUUUCGACUCCUUUGAGUCUAUCAAAAUAUGAUAUUGACCCUGACAAUUUACGUAUUAAUAUCAAUUAAUAGAACACCUACACCAUGAACAUCAAAAUAAGAAUAAAAUCAAGAUAGAAAUUUAUUUAUUCCUUAGUCCUUACAUAUCAAAAAUAUGUAGCAGUAAUCAAUUAAAUUAUUUAUAGAUUUAUUAGAAUUAACAAGAUAGAACUAUACAUUUUACUUAAAUUAUUUAUAACAUUUUUGUUCUUAUGAAUAUGAACCAUUUCUAAAAAUUAUCUUUUUCGUGUAUUAACUUCCGUUCCAAGAAUUUUUGAAUCUUUAUUAUGUUUUUUCGUGGUUUGUUUUAUUUUUUUAUCGUAUUAAUGACCUUUUAGUCUAUUUUAUAAAUACUGAGAUGUCUGCCCUAUAUAGAUAGCGUCACAAUCAGUACAAGACACUUGAUAUAUAAUAUUACUUUGUUUGUUUUUUGGUGUUUUAGAUUUUAAUUAAGUGAAAUAUUUGGAUAAUAUAUUAUAUCCUUGUAUAUAUGGUAAGGAAAAAUGUUUUAUAUUCUGAUGUUUCGUUUCUGUUUUGCUUUUUAAUUAAUUGUAAUAUCUGUGUAAAAUUUUUUUUGAAUAUGUUGUUUAUUAUCUUUCCGGAUAUUGUAAAUUCUAAUUUAAUUGAUUUCUCCAACAUAUUUGAGAUGUAAGGACUAAGGAAAAAUUAAUUUUAUAUAUUAGAACAAAUUUCUGUUUUCAUUUUAUUGUCAGUGUCGAUAUCAUAUUUUGAAAAAGGUUAAAAGAGGUCGAAACGUCAAUUUUUGCCUGUCAAAAAUUAUUAGAAAAAAAAACUAAUUUCAAAACAGAAGAGACCUAAAAUCAAGAACAUUUAGAAGCAAAAACUCAUAUUAUAAAUUCAAUACCGGUAUAAAGACAUUUACAGGUAAUAUCUGGAAAUAAUUAAUCGGAAUGGUAUAAUUUGUCAACAAAAGUUAAACUUUUUUUGUCACACGAAACCUUAUACCAAAUUUUAUCAAUGGAAAAAAUUGACACUUGGUGAUAUCAAGACAUAUAUUUUUAUAAAAAGUACAAGAAUCACAUUCCUUAAUCUACAAUGAAUAGCUUUGAUUUUCGUAAAUGUUUGGCUUCUGAUAGGUCUCCAA